Mucor mucedo is the source of this 502-nucleotide messenger RNA. RefSeq lists its product as uncharacterized. NCBI's taxonomy places the organism in Eukaryota, Fungi, Mucoromycota, Mucoromycetes, Mucorales, Mucoraceae. The coding region runs from base 179 to 445 and encodes 88 amino acids. The transcript has 3 exons. The record is from RefSeq and is a predicted model, not a curated record.
CCUCGAUCUCUAGAAAUAUUUUACUAAACAUAAGAAUUCAUUAAGAAGUGUUACAGAACGGACAGUUUCUGUCUAGUGUACACAGAUUAGAGUUUCACUGGACAAUGUCUUGGUAUAACGGUGGAUAAAUUGUUACAAAGUUAACGGAAAGGGCCGAGUUUCUAAAAAGGAUCUAACGAUGAUGUCAAUCCAUGCUGUAGGUUUUGUAGUAACUUCAACUCUAAUUCAGUUAUUUUCCUUGGAACAGAUGACUUUAGAGUCUGCCCAGAUAGAUAGCCGAGAUUUAUUAAUUAUGCAUUAUGUGUUCCCGAAAACUUAUUGUUACAAUCUCUUUUUGAUUAAUCCACCCUCCCACGCUCGCUCUUAUGUAAUUAUCCGUUCUUCCUCUCUUAACAUCUAUACCAACAAAAAUAAACUGUGUUUCCAUCAUGGUCAAAUAAAUUAAAAACAAUAACAAAAUAAUAAUAAAUCAUUUUUUUGCAUGAAAAAAAAUCGCUAUUCU